AAACACUUUGAUGGGCCUGAAAAAUGAAAAUAUAUCACUUCCUGCGCAGCCUAAUUCAUACCGAGUCGCACCUGCGUUUGUGUUGAAAAGGAAGAAAUCCGCAAAAACCCAACCUCGAAUUGGUAUAAAAUCAAGAUGGGUUUUCUAAGAUCCGAGAAAAAAGCACCAACUCCAGCUUCAACGUCCCCCUGUGCCAAUCUCAGAGCUGCUUAUGAUAAAUGCUUCAACAGAUGGUAUUCUGAGAAAUUCUUGAAGGGUCAGUGGGACAAAGAGGAAUGCGUUUCUGAGUGGAACAAGUACAGAGAUUGUCUCUCACAACAUUUGGAUGAUAAGCACCUGGCCAGAUUCUUAGAGGCCGAAGGGAUUGGCAAUAUGAUCCAUCAAGUUGAUGCUUCGAGUCCCAAAGGCGCUCCUACAUGAUUGGCGUUUCUAAAUAGUACGGUGAACUACCCUUUGACGGUGCAAGGACUGCUUUACAAUAGCAGCUCAUUUUCAAGAACUCCAAGCCUGCUUAUCUAACUUAGUUCUUGUCAAUGGCAUUCUGGUGAAUGCUUAUCUAACUUACUACACUUUUUGCAGAUGUAUGAUCCUCUGCAAAUCGAUGUAUCAUAUAUAAAACUAAUGUAUCUGUCAGAUUUGUAGUUUGGCUAUUAGAUAGCACUUAACACAUUGUGAAAGUAAUUUCAUCUUAUUUCAUAUCAUAUAAAUCUAGUUAAGAAGUGGUGCUUAUCUUCAA
This is a messenger RNA of Daucus carota subsp. sativus, 736 nucleotides long. RefSeq lists its product as uncharacterized. Gene Ontology annotation, cellular component: mitochondrial intermembrane space; cytosol; nucleus. The coding region runs from base 136 to 420 and encodes 94 amino acids. The transcript has 4 exons. Lineage: Eukaryota; Viridiplantae; Streptophyta; Magnoliopsida; Apiales; Apiaceae. The record is from RefSeq and is a predicted model, not a curated record. Gene Ontology annotation, biological process: phospholipid translocation. Gene Ontology annotation, molecular function: phosphatidic acid transfer activity.